Ostreococcus lucimarinus CCE9901 is the source of this 324-nucleotide messenger RNA. RefSeq lists its product with no specific name. The record is from RefSeq and is a predicted model, not a curated record. Lineage: Eukaryota; Viridiplantae; Chlorophyta; Mamiellophyceae; Mamiellales; Bathycoccaceae. The transcript has a single exon. Gene Ontology annotation, cellular component: cytoplasm. The annotation marks the transcript as partial. Gene Ontology annotation, molecular function: oxidoreductase activity, acting on a sulfur group of donors, disulfide as acceptor; protein-disulfide reductase activity.
GCGCGCGCGGUCGCGGACGUGAGCGAGGCGACGUUCGAGGCGGAGGUCGUGGGCGCGGGGAAGCCGGUGCUCGUCGAUUUUUGGGCGUCGUGGUGCGGGCCGUGCAAACUGAUCAGUAAGAUUGUGGAGAAGGCUGAUAAGGAGUACGGCGAUGCGAUCAAGGUGGUGAAGGUCGAGUGCGAUGGGAACCCGGCGCUGGUGGAGAAGUACUCGGUGUAUGGGCUUCCGACGCUCAUCAUGUUCAAGGACGGCGCCGAGGUGGCGGGGUCGAAGAACGAGGGGGCGAUUUCGUACGAUAAGCUCAAGAUGUGGUUGGAGACGCAC